GGAGCAGAAGAAUCUUGGUCGCUGUCAGUGUGGCUGUCAAAACGCGGACUUUAAAAAUAAAGUAUAGAUGGAGAGGAGAGGAGAGGAGACUUCACGCUGUUCUACCUGUGCGACGUUAACUCUUACCAUAAGUUGCGUAUAAAGGGGGCAGCCGUAUGUUUCGAAGUUUGCGCACGUCAACAGUUGAAGACAGAUAAAAAGCAGAAUCUAUUGAAAUCGUAUUGGUACCCAUGCAGUGCAUUUGCACGAAAUGUGUGCACACAAAGAAAACGUCACGACGACUCUCGUAGAUUUAUUUUAAAAAUAUUUUUUUUAAAUAAAUGUCGUCAGAACAGGUGUUUAAUUUGGUGGUUGGUGCAUAAAACUAAUGCAGCAGUGUCCCAAAGGCAGCCUCUGACGUUACAGUCAUUCAAAUAGCACAGGAAAUAAAAUUAAAAGUUUACAGAUAAUAAUUCAAAGACUAAUGUUCACACUCCACUCCCCCCGUCAGUUAAUGAGUAAACGCUACUACAGUCCGUUUACCCUCCGCGUCCUCCUGCUCUCCACGCGCACUCCGGCUUCUACUGCUCCUGCGGCUCCUGCGCUCGCUGCCCCUCUAUAAAUCAAUUCCUCGGUCUUCGGCUCCUCGUCCUUAUUGGUCAGGUGGAGUUGUUGCCUCCCCCUCCUCCCUCCUCCGCGGCCCGUGACGCUGCGUCUUCACGUAUCCUUCAUGCGCGUCUCCUCCUGGGUUUCUUAUUGAGAGUCUUGCCGUGUGUCAGAGGAAGAAGAGGCAAAGCCGAGAGAGAGCGCAGAAGUGUGUGUGUGCGCGCGCGCUUUAUACCAUACACACACUACCCGAACCGAGAAGAGAGCGGCGCACAAGAGCAGUCCCCCCCUCUUUCGCUCUCUCUAUUAUCCUCUGGUCUCUCCCAGUGUCUCUCUCCCUCUCUCUCGUUACGCGCUGGCUCUGACUCCGUUUCCAUUUUGUCGUUGGAGUUUUGACUAUUCUAUCACAUUACUCCGCGCGCUCGGGAAAGACGACUGAAAAGCUGACUCCUCUUACCCUGCCUGUGUCUGGGAGGACCCCUGGACAUGUCCAUUUAGUUACCCUGCGUGAUGCCUGAUCAUGACAGCACAGCCCUCCUAACCAGACAGACGAAACGCCGGCGUGUUGACAUCGGGGUAAAGAGGACUGUGGGUACCACCAUAUUCGCCCGCGCCAGGGAGACCCUGUUCGACGGCAUGAACCAAUCACACGGCCUGGACCAGGACGGAGACUGCUUGGUUGGUCACGGCCACGGAGGCAGCAGCAGCACCAGUGAUGGAGAGAAGUCCAAUGUCCUGAGGAAGUUGCUGAAGAGGACAAACUCGUAUGAAGAUGCCAUCAUGCCCUUCCCAGGUGUCACCAUCAUCUCUCAGCUGCUGAAGAACAACAUCGUCAAGAAUGGAGGCAGCGAUUCAGGCUUUCAGGGGAGUGGAGCUCUGUCCAGUGGAGGCUCGGAGAUUCAGGGUGAGGAUGCCUGCAGCAACUCUUCCCGUGACCAGGACAGCCCGUCUGACUGCCUCUCUCCUGGGCCUCCUCCUCCAUCAUCAUCGUCCUCCUCCUCCUUCGGGCGUCCACAUCCUCCUCUAAGCGUCAAUUCCCACGCUCCCUCCCAGCCGAUCUCCUUGUCCUCCUUUGAUUUUGACAGGCUCUCAGACGAGCACCUACGUGCCAAACGUGCCCGUGUUGAGAACAUCAUUCGAGGCAUGAGUCAUUCACCGCUGGUGAGGCCCAUGGCCAGUGAUCACAACCAAGAAGGUAGCCAUGACACCGAGAGCAGCAGCAACAGCAGUAAUGACCACCGGGGAGACACCAACGGCCACAACAACGGCAGCCUCAACCACGUUCGCAGUGACUGUCCGUCACUCCUGAGCUCUCCAGGCUCAAGAGCCACCGUGGUCAGUGUGGGUGAGGUUUACAGAGAGAAUAAGAGGAAGCAGCGCCUGCCACAGCAGCAGCACAGCUUCACUCAGCUGGUUUGUUCCAGACAGGAGCAAAGACAGGAAGAACGACGGCAGCUCAAACUGCAGCUGGAGGACAUGCAGAAACAACUGCGUCAACUCCAGGAGAAAUUCUACCAGAUUUAUGACUCAGAAACUGAAGAAGAGGAGGAGAAUGUUGAGAACGGAGAGGCAGAACGAGGGGGAGAAGACGGUAACUUGUCUGAGGACAGUAUUCGCUCUGACGGCCUAGAGGAAAGGCACCGAGAGAGAGGUCGGCACGGCCACGACGAGCUCUCCGAGCUGGACCCUGGUCUGUUUCUGGACCGAGCUCGAGCUCUCCUCAGAGAACAGGCCCUAAUAGAUGGAGAAAUAGAGGAGGAUGUGGACGUCAGAGAUGAAGAGGAUAAGGAUGGAGAACGAGUGAUAAAGAGGAGAGGAGCAGGAGAAGGAAGAGGAGGAAAGCAGUUGGCCGAGACACUGAAGCAGGAGCUGAACUGUGCCGUGUCACAAGUCGUCGACACUGUCGUCAAAGGCUUCUCUUCACCUAAACCGGCGGUUAGUCACCAUCACGGUUGCCACAGCAACACACCAGCUGCACCCUCCUCUUCCUCCAACUCCUCCUCCUCCUGUCCACCACCCUUUGGGCCCCUCCCAUCUCUUACUCCUGACUCACGUUUUGGCAGUGGUGCCCUGGCCCUUACUUUAAAUGGGGAUGGUAGUCCAACCUCCAACUACCACUCCUCCAACCACCGGCUGCACUGCUUUGGUGAUGUCAUAGUGCCCAGCCCAUUGGAGUCCUUCGGUGGUUUAAGUGGCAGACUGAGUGGUGUUCCAACACCUAAUGACCAAACUGAAGCUCUGCCACUGGUGGUGCGCAAGAGUGGUGGAGGAGCUGGGGAAGACAAUAUGACCCCGUCUCUACCUCCCCCUCCUCCUCCCCACCAUCCCUCCCUCCACCCUUCUCCCCUAACUGCUUCUUUGGGCUUUAGUCCACCAUCAUUUCGCCACCCGUUUCCUCUCCCCCUCAUGGGAUACCCCUUUCAAAGCCCACUCGGGCCACACGGGGGUGGAGCCGGAUACCCACCUGGGCCAAAGGACCUCCAUCGCUCCUCCCCUGAUUCCCUGGACAUGACCCGGGAAAGUAUGAGCCUCAGAACCAAAAUGGCAUCCCUGGGAGGGAGGCAUCUGGGUCACCACCACCACCACCACCACCACCAUCAUCACAGACAGAGUUCACCGGGCCAACAUGGACCAGAGGGUCUGUCCCUGUCCCUCAUCAAGUCAGAGUGUGGAGACCUGCAGGACAUAGCAGACAUGUCUCCGUACUCAGGCAGCUCUAUUCAGGAGGGUCUGUCUCCCAACCACCUGAAAAAAGCCAAGCUGAUGUUCUUCUACACGCGUUACCCUUCCUCCAACAUGCUCAAAAUGUACUUUUCUGACGUCAAGGAACGUUUGGAAAUACACAACGGAGUCAGACCAGUUCCCACAGAAGGGUUCCUCAAACGGUCACGUCUGUGUGACACAAUGAAAGAUUCUGGCCUUAAUCAGCCCAGGGUUAAAAAUAAAUUCAACCGCUGCAUCACCUCCCAGCUGAUCAAGUGGUUCAGCAACUUUAGGGAGUUCUACUACAUCCAGAUGGAGAAGUUCGCCCGACAGGCCAUCAACGAAGGCGUGACGGGGGCGGAGGAGCUGACGGUGGGACGUGACGCAGAGCUCUUCAGGGCGCUCAACAUGCACUACAACAAGGCCAACGACUUUGAGGUUCCUGAUCGGUUCUUAGAGGUGGCCCAGGUGACUCUUCGCGAGUUCUUCAAUGCCAUCGUGGCCGGCAAAGAUGCGGACCCUUCCUGGAAGAAGGCCAUCUACAAAGUGAUCUGCAAGCUGGACAGUGAGGUUCCUGAAGUCUUCAAAUCCCCCAACUGUCUGCAAGAACUCCUCCACGACUGACUAGGAAAAAGACGGAAACGGCGGACGCAGGAAAAGCCUCCACAGACUGUAAGAAGUUUGUAAGAAAGAUCAUUGAAAAAUGUCCACAGCUAGGAUGGACAGUUGAAAGUUUUAAUAUUUUGGAGAAGCAAAGACUUGAAGUUUCAGAAGUGAUUACUAAAGAUGAUUUUUUUUUUUUCGAGUAAAAAGUUCCUUUCCGUGGACAUGGAGGGCGGAGACUGGUGAGUCAGAUGGGUAAAAUGACAGGUUUGUGUUGACGCUUUUUUUUAGAAUUAAUGUAAAACAGUGAAAAUGAAACUUUCUUGCACUUGAACAGAAAAUGUUCCUUCACGGUGAAAGACUCUGUUCCACCUUCUUCACACAUGAAGAGGACGAUGGAACGAUCUCCAGACUCACACCUGGGAUCAGGAGCCAACUAAAAUAAAAUGGAUUAAUAUAUAAAAUGUUAUUGUGGAUGUUUAUAAGUUACAUGAAUCUUUUUCGGGAAGAAUUGAUGUUUUUUGGAAUUUGUUUGUCCUUUGUAUAAAUGUAUCACUUGUCACUGACACUGAUUCACACACACACAGGUGUAAAAAGAAAAGUACCGACGUUCUCCUGCUCCCACUUCAACAAAGGUGUUUUUAUUGUUGUUGAUUUCCCUUCUAUUCUUCCUCCUGGUUCUCCUUCUUUCUCUUCCUACUGUACCCAGAAUCACUGGCUGUUGUCUCGACUGUGACCUCCUCUGCCUCACACCCCUACUGGCUGAACCCCACCCACCCACCUCCGGUCAGAGAACUGACAAAUGAAAAAAAUCAUUUUUCCUUGAACAUCUCAGAUUUUUACUAUAUACACACACAUA
Molecule: messenger RNA, 4750 nt
Organism: Cynoglossus semilaevis (tongue sole)
Lineage: Eukaryota; Metazoa; Chordata; Actinopteri; Pleuronectiformes; Cynoglossidae
Product: prospero homeobox protein 1-like
Exons: 8
Coding region: 1096-3912 (938 amino acids)
Biological process (GO): regulation of transcription by RNA polymerase II
Cellular component (GO): nucleus
Molecular function (GO): RNA polymerase II cis-regulatory region sequence-specific DNA binding; DNA-binding transcription factor activity, RNA polymerase II-specific
Source: RefSeq, a predicted model, not a curated record